This is a messenger RNA of Taeniopygia guttata (zebra finch), 2066 nucleotides long. RefSeq names its product calsequestrin 2 (gene CASQ2). Lineage: Eukaryota; Metazoa; Chordata; Aves; Passeriformes; Estrildidae. Gene Ontology annotation, cellular component: sarcoplasmic reticulum lumen; Z disc. The record is from RefSeq and is a predicted model, not a curated record. Gene Ontology annotation, biological process: regulation of cardiac muscle contraction by regulation of the release of sequestered calcium ion. Gene Ontology annotation, molecular function: calcium ion binding.
UCUCCCGUCUGUCUCUCUCUUUGUUGUGAGUACAGGACAGCAAAGUUUGCUGCUCCCCACCAGUCUUGCAGUGUUUGGGCUCAACACUAGGAAAGCAGCAGAGAGAAACUUAGAGAAACUAAGAGAAACUUAGUUCUAACUUCCCCUGGAGUCUUUGGUCUCCCUCUCUUCUCAAAUUAAGAAAGAGGGGGACAUUUACCCACCCUUUGCUGCAGUCCAAGGGUGCCCCUAUGAAGGCAGUUUGCUGGAUCCUGGCAGGUUUUUACCUGCUUUUCUGCUGCAAGGCAGAAGAGGGACUGAACUUCCCUACUUAUGAUGGGAAAGACCGAGUGAUCGACCUGAACGAGAAGAAUUACAAGCAGGCACUGAAGAAGUAUGACAUGCUCUGCCUGCUCUUCCAUGAGCCUGUGAGCUCUGACAAGGUCUCCCAGAAGCAGUUCCAGAUGACAGAGAUGGUCCUGGAGCUGGCAGCUCAGGUCCUGGAGCCCAGGAGCAUUGGCUUUGGGAUGGUGGACUCCAAGAAGGAUGCCAAGCUUGCCAAAAAGUUAGGCUUGCUUGAAGAGGGAAGUCUCUAUGUCUUUAAGGACGAGCGGUUGGUUGAAUUUGAUGGGGAACUGUCUGCAGAUGUCUUGGUGGAAUUCCUCUUGGAUUUGCUAGAAGACCCCGUGGAGGUCAUAAACAGCAAGCUGGAGCUUCAGGCCUUUGACCAGAUCGAUGAUGAAAUCAAACUUAUCGGCUACUUCAAGGGAGAAGACUCAGAACAUUUCAAGGCAUUUGAAGAAGCUGCUGAACAAUUCCAGCCCUACGUCAAGUUCUUUGCCACCUUUGACAAAGGGGUUGCCAAGAAGCUGGGCCUAAAGAUGAACGAGGUGGACUUCUAUGAACCCUUUAUGGAUGAGCCUGUUCACAUCCCUGAUAAGCCUUACUCAGAAGAGGAGCUGGUUGAUUUUGUGAGAGAGCACAGAAGAGCCACCUUGAGGAAGCUGCGCCCAGAGGACAUGUUUGAGACGUGGGAGGAUGACAUGGAGGGUAUUCACAUUGUAGCCUUUGCUGAAGAAGAUGACCCAGAUGGUUUUGAGUUCCUGGAAAUCCUGAAGCAGGUUGCCAGGGACAACACUGAUAAUCCCGACCUGAGCAUUGUUUGGAUUGACCCUGAUGACUUUCCUUUGCUCAUCACUUACUGGGAGAAGACCUUCAAGAUCGACCUGUUCAGACCACAGAUUGGGAUAGUGAACGUCACGGAUGCUGACAGCGUCUGGAUGGACAUCAGAGACGAUGACGACCUGCCCACAGCCGAGGAGCUGGAGGACUGGAUAGAGGACGUGCUUUCUGGGAAGAUAAAUACUGAAGAUGAUGAUGAUGAUGAAGAUGAUGAUGAUGAUGAUGAUGACGACGAUGAUGACGAUGACGAUGAUGACGAUGACGACGACGAUGAUGAUGACGAUGAUGACUAACUGUGACUCUGUGCAGUUUGACUUGUGGGGUCCGAGAGCCCUGGUCCUGUGGCAGGUCCCUCCAUUGGAAGACCUAAGUUUGAGCAUCAGCAAGCACCACUGCUCCUCUUUUUCCCCCGGCCCCGCUCCCCCUGCCCUCGCCCUUGCCGGGACCCCCUCGCCUGAUUCCCAGCGGUGCUGAGCCACCGGGACUGCCCCUGCGGAGGGCAGCACCUGCAGGCACCCAGCACCGCUGCAAAUCAUGCCUCCUUAGUAAGGACAGUAGGAAUCUGCAGGGAAUCUGCCCCGAGUGUCCCAGGGCAGGAGAAAAGUGCCUGCCUGCUUGCUGCCAGAGGGACACAGGGAGCCAGUUUGUAUUUUCUGUGUUCAUCAGCCCAGCACUUAACAUCCAAAGACCAAAUCUCACUUCAAGACAUAGGGAAAACCCUAACUGUAAAGUUUAGCCAUUUUAUUAAACACAAUGCCCUUUGCAGCUACUCUGCCAAGACCACUCAAUCCUGCAAGUUGUGCUGCGGGAGUCUGUAGCUACUCCCUAAUAUGCUAAGAGCCAGAAAAAUGCUUUGGAAGGGGAGGGAGGUUUUAGGGAUGCUAUUAAAGUUUUCAGUGAUUCCA